Molecule: messenger RNA, 6211 nt
Organism: Clupea harengus (Atlantic herring)
Lineage: Eukaryota; Metazoa; Chordata; Actinopteri; Clupeiformes; Clupeidae
Gene: ptger3
Product: prostaglandin E receptor 3 (subtype EP3)
Biological process (GO): adenylate cyclase-activating G protein-coupled receptor signaling pathway; phospholipase C-activating G protein-coupled receptor signaling pathway; positive regulation of cytosolic calcium ion concentration
Cellular component (GO): plasma membrane
Molecular function (GO): prostaglandin E receptor activity
Source: RefSeq, a predicted model, not a curated record
CUUAUCCUUCAAAUGCUUGCAUCAAAUGCAAUAAUUUUAACUUCCGAUAUUAGGUGUGUUAGAAAAACUUGAGUGUGACCUAUAUAUAACUCGAGGGAAAUGACGGGAAUGCAAGCAACAAAUGAAGAAAGGGAGCAUGCAAAUCGAUCAUUUUUUUAACCAAAACAACGGCAUUAAAUGAUUCUGUUUUGCUCUACGGUUCGUUUGAUUUUCUAUAAAGACUAGACAGCCUCUUCAGUUUUUUCUGUAAUGGCGUAUGGCUAGCCAAUAAUGAUGUGUGUGCAGAUGCCUCUAAACGGCAUGGGAAAAUUAUGGAUUGGCAAAAUUUAAACUUGGCCAUUUAAAUUAUGUAGAACAGUCCUUUAGAGUUCUAUACAAACGUUCAUACAGCAUCCCUGAAUAUAAGCAUUAAAAACCCCGUUUUUUUUCUGCGUUAAACCUGACAACCAAUUUCAGGUCGUAGAAUCCCAGAUUACACACACAAAUAUGCUUACAUUUCCAUUAUAUUAACUGACCAUUAAAGCGUUUGUGGCAAUUCCAUUUUAAGCCCGGUUAUUUUCAAGGAUGUAGGCUACUCUAAAUGUUGUGAAUUAGGUUCUCGCCAAUGGAACCCCCUUGCUGAUUAGUUUGCGUAAGACGACGGUGGGUUCCUGGUAAGGUCUAGUUCUGUGUGAAAUGAAUACACCCGAAAAACGAAAUGUAUAAAAACAAGUAUACAGCAGGAUUUGCUUGGAAAUGAUUGUGAGUGGCCACGCCUCCGCACACCGGCUAUAAAGACGGCUGCGCGUAAUAUAGUUGGUCUCAAGGAGAAACUUCUGUGGUAGGCUAGUGCACGCAGACAUCUCUGGUGAAUCUAGCCAUGUCCGUGGCAUGCGAGUCGGUUAAGGAUGACCUAUCACAAUUGCGACCCUUUGAAUGUCUUAAAUAAUAACUCUGUUGGAACGAUGCUGGAGUCCAAUGUGUCUAAAACAUUGCGCGAAAGCAAUGCCACCAAAAGUGGCAGCUGUGGAUCAGUCUCUGUCGCUUAUCCCAUUACUAUGAUGGUAACGGGGAUGGUUGGGAAUUCCCUUGCGUUGAUGUUAAUUUAUAGUUCUUAUAGGAGAAAGGAAAACAAACGAAAAAAGUCAUUUCUGCUCUGCAUUGGCUCGCUGGCGCUGACGGAUCUCUUCGGACAACUGUUAACGAGCCCUAUCGUGAUUUCAGUUUACCAGGCUGAUUUGAAGUGGGAGCGCGUUGACACAACGGGAAGUUUGUGCGCUUUCUUCGGGGUAUGCAUGACAACUUUCGGACUGUGUUCCCUCUUCCUUGCCAGUGCAAUGGCAAUCGAAAGAGCUCUGGCGAUCACUGCUCCACACUGGUAUUCCAACCACAUGAAAACUAGUAUAACCAAGCAAGCACUGGCCGUUAUCUGGUGUCUUGUCUUAUUAUUCGCCCUGCUGCCCAUUGCAGGUGUAGGACAGUACUCUCUGCAGUGGCCAGGAACAUGGUGCUUCAUCAGUACAGGAGAUAGAAACAUCUCGGGAAAUGCCUUUUUUGCGUCCACAUUUGCUGGUUUAGGUAUAUUUUCCCUUCUUGUAACUUUCCUCUGCAAUAUGGUGACAAUACGAGCGCUUGUCCUCCGCUGUAAGAUGAAAUCAAGCUCGUCUCAGUCGUCCAAGCAAUGGGAACGCCUAACCACGGAGACAGUGAUUCAGUUGCUGGGUAUCAUGUGCGUGCUCCUGGUAUGCUGGUCCCCAUUGCUGGUACUGAUGAUGAAGAUGAUUUAUACCCAGACGUCUUCGCAUUACUGCAAACCAGGCGCCGCUACCUUUGCGCCCAGCCGAGAUGUACAGAUGGACUGCAACUUCUUCCUCACCGCCAUUCGCCUGGCCUCUCUCAACCAGAUCCUGGACCCGUGGGUUUAUUUGCUACUGAGAGAAAUCUUACUGCGGAAAUUUUUCCAGGUUGCGAAUGCAGUGUCCAACUGCUCCAUUGAAGGUCACAAGGAAACUCCGACAGCAUUGGAUGCGCUCAACAAACAGACUAUUGAUACAAACACAGUGCAGAGAGAAUGAGCAGACGUCAAGGAGUACCCUGACAGAGACUUCUUGUUCUUGUUCUUCACUUUGGUGCAUUGGAGGUCAGAGUUCUUGAGGUCACUUUGGUGCCUUGGUGAGUGUGCCAGUUUAAACUUAAACAUCAAGUGGUGCUGAGAUAUGAGUCACUCAGAGAAUUUGGUACUCUGGUAUAUGAUUUGAGUGUAUAGUAUACCUGAGCAUAUAUACCAUGCUUACUGUAAUAUGCACCUACUGUGAGGAGCAACAGCAACACUGGAAAUUAGGUGAUUUUACCAGCACGUGAACACUAAGUCCUAACAUCCCUUAGAGUUGAACUGCCAUGGUCAAUAUGUCCAGAGGGAUUUCAUACAUGGUUGCUCAAUUAAAAAUCUCACUAAGCAAGAGAAAUGUAGAUGCCAAACAUGAAUAGAUUCUCACACCACUCAAGGACUUAAAUGUAUGAUGUUCAGAAGAGACUUCACGCCAAUCCCAGUCAGAUUGUAAUGCAAUUGGCAAUGCAAGGGGGCUAAGCAUCCAUACGGAUAGCUGCCUCCUCCAGCUCAACACUGCGUUGGUUGUGUCCGUUUGUCUGUACCCACUCUUUCUUCGUUUCAACCUGUUGACGUGAAUUUUCCUCUGGCUGUCCAUAACUCUAAAAAGGUUACAGAGGUGAUCAUCAUCGCCAUGAAAACAGCGGCUGCGGCUCCUGGCAGAGGCGGCUCCUAGACACAGACCCUCCUCGUUGGGAGAAUGGUGUGGUGUGAUAAGUGUUAGCGGCAUCUGGCUGCCGAGCUACUGCUUUCAUGUUAACCCCUCACACCAGCCCGACUACAGUGCAGACCUGCCAAACCCUCUGCCCCGGACCUGGGCCGGAUCUGGGCCUGAACCAACUGCUAUCUGGGAUUCCCCACUCCUGACCGAAGGGUCUCUGAGGCCAGAGGGCUGGGGUGAGGUGUUGACACGCACGCUAACCCCCCAGUACAGAAGCUAUUCUAACAACACCAGUACAGCGUCAUGUGGCUGUGUACAACCUGCCUCACUCAAACAUGGCCUUUGGAGGACAAUGAUACUAACAAUCCUGCUACUAUCAGGCUUGCAUUCAUGAGCGAUAUCUGUAUACAGACUGUUGGAAACUUUGAGUUCAUAUUUAUGAUUGAUUUGUUUUGUUUAGUUGUUUUUUUUCCUGAUAUUUCAUGAGUAGUGAAGAGCAUAUGUAAGGGAAACAAAUCCAAAAGAUUAUUUUUUAAUUUAUUGAGCCACUGUCAUUAAUUAGCAGUUAGGUUUUCUGCAGGGCUAAGGGAAAUUUCUAUUGUCGUUGAUUAUCACUGCUUUAGCUCAUUGUGUUUACUCCUCACAAGAUAAUGUUGCCACAGAAAAACAGACCAUAUCAGAAGUUCUGCUCACCAGCCUGAUUGAUCAUAACUAACUCUAAGGCACCUUUACGUACUUAAAUUAACCUGAAAUUGAAUAGGGGGUUUAACAAUGUAAGGAUUACCACUGCUGUGGUAUGCAUAUGUAAAUAUGUAAAUAUGCAUAUGUAUAUUAAACACAUAUAGCCUUUUCACUGCUGCCAAAGUUGACAUGGUUGGCGGUGCUGUUUUUUGGUUUGGGGUGGCGUGUCUCAGAUCCAUAAGAGAACCCUGAACUGCACAGUGUGAUAUUAGCUUUGGGGUGGCGUGUCUCAGAUCCAUAAGAGAACCCUGAACUGCACAGUGUGAUAUUAGCUUUGGGGUGGCGUGUCUCAGAUCCAUAAGAGAACCCUGAACUGCACAGUGUGAUAUUAGCUUUGGGGUGGCGUGUCUCAGAUCCAUAAGAGAACCCUGAACUGCACAGUGUGAUAUUAGCUUUGGGGUGGCGUGUCUCAGAUCCAUAAGAGAACCAUGAACUGCACAGUGUGAUAUUAGCUUCAAUCUAAAUCUCCAGCCAGCUGCAGUGGGUUAUAGUGACACACUUAUUAUGGUAGACUGGUGUUGAAUGGGCUUCCUGUCUGCUCCAUGUGGUCAAUGUCAUCUUUAACUGAAUGAGCACGACUAUUGGCAUCCACCCACAAACUCCACUGUGGGCAGGUUGUUCAGUCAGAGGAAUCUUUUUUAGUUGUGUGAAUGUAUUGUGUUGAAGUUGAUUCAGAACAAAGCUGCCUUAUCUCUGCCUGUCAGGCUCCCUAGUUUGGCAGGGAGGAAGGCAUGAGACUCACAUUAACUAAUCGCUCAUGCAGGUUUUUAUUUGUACAUUUGAAAUGGAAAAGACGGCAGUGUGGCGCGUCGACAUCAUUAGCAAUUGAGAUGGUUAAUAGGGUGGGUCUUUAAUUAGUCAUCCAGUUAGUUUAUGAAGGAACAUUUCCACAAUAAUCAAGGUAUUCUGCAGGUUUUAUUAAUGCACUUCUGCCACAAUUUGUUAUUAGUAGCAAUUCUCCUAGUACAAGACCUUGCGUUGAGUAUAAUGACUUAUAAAUGGCUUUAAUGGUUCGAUGGUUUAGAUUUACAUAUUGCAAUCCUGGAAUUUAUGAUAGAAAUCAAGAAAACAUCACCAGUUGGUUUAUGAUGCUCUUGGGCCUCAUUUUGGCUGAGCUAAUUAUAACAGACAAACAUAUGUUGGCUGUUAAAAAGGGAAGAGGAAGUCAUCCCAUUGUGGACAUACAGCAUCCUGUAAAGAUUUCCGCAUGAUUGAGAUGCCAGAAUUGGUAGUACUGUCUUCAGCACUUACUGUUUUCAACAACUUACUGUUGUUUCUUCUGAUGAGGCAUGAGGUAAAGGGAUCCCAAUGAGCCAGAUAACUUCGUCCAUCAGGCUCAUCACCGUGUGUGUGUGUGUGUGUGUGUGUGUCUGUGUGUUGGCGACCUCAGCGCGUGUCUCUAAUUGCAUGACAGGGGUUGGGAAAGGCUGUGAUUACAUCAUCCCACAUAGCUAAUGGAAGAGGCCUGGAACACCAGACCAGACCAGGCCAGACCAGGCCAGGCCAGAUCAGGCGGUUCAGAACCAGAUUGCUGUCAGGGCAUCCAUGCAGAGAGAGAGCCGCACAGCAGGUUUCCGUAAUCAUCAGCCAAGACUGUGACUCACAGACAAAACACAAGGCAGAAGAUAGCACCAUGUUCCUGUCGCAGAAGAGACAAGUUUUUCAAGUUUUUGUUUUUCAUGGGUUGCAUAAUAAUUUGUUUAUAUUUUUUAAAAAGAAAGAAAAAAGGUAAUAUCUUCUGUUCACAAUUCUAUUUAUUUGAUUUGUAUCCUCAUUUGAAAGGCACAACACUCUGCUAUGAAAUAACUUGGCAUGAUUGUAUUCUAAUUUAUUGUAAUAUUGUAUAAAAGUAUGUAUUAAGUCUACAUGCACUUAUGGAACUGGUCAGUAUGGUGUUCGGUACCUGGGGUCCACUGACCUUUACUCAGUGAGAAGUGAAGUAAAAUAUUUCAGUGGAAAUAAGGAGAUGCUGAUCUCUUGGCCUUUAUCUCUUGACAUGCUACAUGCCAGGGCUCUUUUAUAACGUCCUCCGAGAUGCUGUUUGAAUGCUUGUCAGUCAGUCGGGCAGAGUAUCAGGUUUGCUGAGAAAGACAGAGGUGCGGGGGUCAUGGGGGUUUGGGUGUGCAUGCAACAAGGACUGAUAAAGCUCGCAUGUGAUUCAACCAGCAUACUUUGUCAUACAUUUUAUUUAUCUUGUGAAUGUCUUUGACAGAUGACUAUCGUGAAGAAGUCAGUCACUCGUGUGGAAUACUUCAGGGCCUUGCUUUUUGAAUGUUGAGAGAAGUCGCUAUUGUGGCAAAAACAAAACCUUACCACGAGAUGUAUGUUACUUUUCAUGUUUCAUUAAACAGUUAUUAAAUGAUACUGCUCUCGUACUGUGAAAAAUGUGUCAUUACAUCUUUGCAAAUGUCUGUGCUUGCCAAAGCCAUUUUGUCCUGGUCUUUGUGGUAGUGCUGUUUUGUUCGCCAAAGCAGGUUUAUUGUCUAAUGUAAUGACAAAAUGUUCUGUUACGGAUUUAAUUUGAUGAACCUGCUAGAAAUUGAUUUUGUUUCACAUUUUAUGACGUAGAGAGAGGAUUUGGGGGGGGAAACCUCUGCUGACAAUACACAACCAUGCAGCACACCAAGUGUGUACUUUCUCGUUGAAGUACAAUGUUAAUCGUUGUGUCGUACCAUAUAUGUCCUGUGAUCUUUGCCAGCUAAUAAAAAGGGAAUGAAGUGAUA